Molecule: messenger RNA, 939 nt
Organism: Arachis ipaensis
Lineage: Eukaryota; Viridiplantae; Streptophyta; Magnoliopsida; Fabales; Fabaceae
Source: RefSeq, a predicted model, not a curated record
AUGCUGAGGGGAAUGGUGAAGCAGGCAGACAUUGAUUAUGAGCCAGCAUUGACCGCUAAAAAGAAGGCCGAGACGACCUCUGGUGCUGCCUCUUUUCCUACUGCUGCUGGUCCUCCUCCCAAGAAGCAAAAGACUGUUAGGACUUAUAACCUUAAUGACAAAGAAUUUGAUGGUGUGGCUUUUGCCACAGAAUUGAUUGCUCCUCAUAGGAAAGUCCCUCUGGACGACAUUUCGAUCCUUCACCACCUUGACUUCAUAACGAGCAAUAGCAUUCGGAUGGCCAAUAUUGGUGCGGCCUUAUCUCGAGUUAUCCAGGAGUCUCCGGUUCAUGCUACCAGAGCUUUUAUGGAAGAUGCUAAGUCUGGAUAUGAUAGGAUUAAGACUUUGAAAGAUGAGCUGGAUGCCAAGGUGGCUGAAUUGGAGCUUGAUGUAGAAAAGGAAAAGGAUCGGGCUACUGUGGCAGAGGCAGCUGCUAAUCUAUCCGAGGAGGAUGCUAAGAAGUAUAAGCAGAGCUAUACUUGGACCUAUGGUGAGCUAUUGGAGGCUAAGGAGAGGCUUCAAUCUGCCCAAGAUGAUUAUGCCGAGCUUCAGGGCCAUAUGGUGAGCAAUAUGACCGAGAUGUAUGAAAAUCUAAAGGAACAAGUCCGUGUUCUUGCUCCCGAGCUCGACUUCUUCUUACUUAGUAUGCACAAUGUGGUGGAGGAUGGCAAGAUCGUGCCUGUCCCAGAUGAUGAAGAUGAAGAUCCUCCUCUUGUGCCACCACCUAAGGCUUCCUCAGCUUCCACUACUGCAGCUCCUUCUGGCGAGGUGGUCCCACCUGAGCCCGAGCCUGACGUGGAGAUUCUGAACGGGCUGGAUGGAGUUGUCAAUGCUACCCCAAUCUCGACCAUGCCUCCUUCUCCUAAGGGUGCCGCUGCUGACGCGACUUUAGAUCCUUGA